UGUCCCCGGAGAGCAUUAAUGGGUGGUUUCUGUUAAUAAUAUCGCUGUAUUUUCUCCUCCCCAGAAGUGCAGAGGAAGAAAGGGGAAAUCCAAGGAGAGAAGAUGAAGAACUGUGAGCUGUGCGGAGGCGCCGCCGGAAUAUACUGUGAGUCCGACCAGGCGAGUCUGUGUUGGGACUGUGACCGAAAAGUGCAUGGCGCGAACUUUCUGGUGGCAAAGCACACGAGGAGUCUUCUCUGCCACUCCUGUCAACAGCCGACGCUGUGGAGGGCAUCCGGUCAGAAUCUGGGUUCGGCGGUCUGUGUAUGCGAUUCUUGCUCCGGUGUUGACUGCAAGGAAGAGGAGCGGACGCAGGAAUCGGAGGAGUGUGAAGAGGAUGAGGGUAACGAUGAUUAUGAUGAUCAGGAGGAGAUGAUGGUGGAGGAUAGUGGUGAUGAGGAAGAGGAUGAGGAUGGAGAGAAUCAGGUGGUACCGUGGUCAGGGGAUUCUUCACAGCCUUCGCCGCCUGUGGUGAGCUUUGAUUCUUCAAGUGCUGGUGAAGACGAGGUGGUUUCCGACAUCGGCGGAGGCGGCUUUGGAUUGAAGCGGAUGAGAGAGAAUCUCGCCGUGUACUCUGAUGAUGACAUAGGCUGCUCCUCCUCUCACCUUGGCUCCGGAGCAUCUGCUGGCGGCGAGGCAGUUUCUGGAGCACUGAAGCAACGGAGAUUAGGUGAACUAAAUCAAUCGGAAAGAACUGAAGAUCAUGGUGAAGAAACUAAAUCAAAACCCACAGCUAUCGUUAGCUCACUCAAGAGACUCCAAAAAGAGAUGAUCACUAACAAUGGCAAUGCUGCUGCUACGGUCAUUGGGAUCUGCAGAUUGAGUAGGGAUCAGAACCAUUGAUCUAUGUUGUCAACUAACUCCUGUUCAGUCCAAAUUUAUACAAUCUUGAGGUAGUAUUUUUAUUGUUAAUCCAAGUUGAAUUUGUCACAUAUUUUGAUCAUGCAAACAUUUAUCAUCAUAUGUCCUUUUUUAACAAGUGAAAGAAAUGGGCAAAUUGGCAUGAAGAUUUUCUUCGAGUUGUAACAUUGUUGGGGUUAUUUGUUAUUUUUAGAAGCUUCAAAACUUGUGGGUGAUUGUGGCAGCAGGGAUGGGGAGCAGGUGAGAGUAGGAAUGCAAUAUUGAAAUGUAUGGUGGAGAGAAAACGAAACUUUGUGUGGUGCAAUGACAUGUUGAUGUGAAAAGCAAUCCACUUGCAUCACUCCAUGACUUAAAUGUGGGUUUUAUUAAUUUUUUGUGCUCUGGGUGUGUCUGGAGGACAUUAUAGCUUUUUGUUAUUUGUUAGAUAUGGACAAAUAUCUUUGCGUUGAAGUUGAUCAUUCAUUUUUGUGAGGUAGGAAAUGAUCUUUAGCAUUUUGAUCUUUUUUUUUUUUAUUUUGGUACAUUGAAUGAUUAAUACUUAGCUGCAUAGUACAAUAAAAGUUUAAAUCUUUUAUCAUUGACCCUAAAUUAACAUUUUUUCGUUAUUGAGUAUUAAUUUAAUUAAGUUUUUGUUAACUUGAAUCAUGAUCUUCUUUAUUUAUCAAUGACAUUGUUGAAUAAUUUCUCCUUUAAUUACUCUGCUCAACAUGCCAGCUCUAAUUCAGCAACCUAUGGGUUUUUGUUGGGUUUGCUUCUUCGAAGGUUUUUGUUGUUCCGUAGUCAACAUUAAGCAAUGGAAAUUGCCUAACCCCUCUAGGGCAAUCCCCAGUCCACAAGCAAAGAGGAAUGCAGUGGAUAGAGUUAGCCCUCCAUCGAUUUGUUUUUUCCGACCUUUAUAAUAAGUCCACUUUUGUUCUUUCACCCAUGGUAUAAAGAAAAUUCUUUAGA
Molecule: messenger RNA, 1848 nt
Organism: Rubroshorea leprosula
Lineage: Eukaryota; Viridiplantae; Streptophyta; Magnoliopsida; Malvales; Dipterocarpaceae
Source: the annotation of a GenBank genome assembly